UUUUUCUUUAAGCUACGGAACUCCUUUGGCCGGCUUCAUUCCUCUUCAAACAUCCUCACACUGUUGUAAAAUAACAGGAGCAAGGAAGGGGGAGGCAAAGCAGGAAAUGUUCCCAGUUCAGCCGUGGAGAGGGGCACCAGACAGAAUUGGGAUUUAACUAAGGAACCUUAAUCCUACUUUCUCACUCGCUAAUUUGCCCUGUAAUGGAUAGCACUCCCUUUAAAAUUUCCAACUGAGCCCAAAAGGAUUUAAGUAAAUUAAUAUUGUUUAUCUAUUGUGGUCGAACAGAGUUCUUUGGAUCUCGUCCACCAGGAAUGGAAAGAGAGAUACAAGUCAAACAAAAAAUAACGCGCAUGGCGCAUCGUUAGACGAUGCAGAAAAUCGUCAAUCAAAAGAGAACCUUUCUAAUGGAAAUAGUCACAUUCCACCCAAAACUGGACGGAACAUCCCAAGGAGACAUACUGUAGGAGGACCUCGAAGUUCUAAAGAAAUCCUUGGAAUGCAGACAUCAGAUAUGGACCGCAAGAGAGAGGCCUUUCUAGAGCAUCUCAAGUACAAGUACCCACACCAUGCGACAGCAAUUAUGGGUCACCAGGAGCGCCUAAGAGAUCAGGCAGUUCAUUGCAUGCUGUCCUCACUCCAUUCAGAACUUGACAUUCAAAGGUACUUGAUGAAAAUUGAAUCCUCUCAGAGAACAAAAAGCCCAAAGCUUUCUCCAAGUCCACAACCAAGCCUGGGAGAGCAGGCGGAACAUCUCUCUGAGGCGUCUGCUGAUUCUGGAGACGCUAUGUUUGAGGGCGAAUCAACAUUGCCUUUCGUAAGAGGCAGCCGUACGAGGGCUAGUCUGCCAGUUGUCAGAUCGACAAAUCAAACUAAAGAGAGAUCAUUAGGUGUACUGUUCUUACAGUAUGGCGAAGACACAAAGAAACUACAGAUGCCCAAUGAGAUUACAAGCAUGGACACAAUACGUGCCCUCUUUGUAAGUGCCUUUCCUCAGCAGUUGACAAUGAAAGUUCUGGAGUCUCCCAGUACUGCCGUUUACAUCAAAGACGAUGGCAGGAAUAUCUACUACGAGCUGAGUGAUGUAAGGAAUAUCCAGGAUAGAUCCUUUUUGAAAGUGUAUAAUAAAGAUCCCGCACAGGCAUUUAACCACACUCCCAAGGCUGUCAAUGGAGAUGUGAGGAUGCAAAGAGAUAUUUCUUAUUCGUUUCGAGAAGGUCCACCAGUUCAUCGACCUGGUUCUGCGACCUAUCCUUCUCAUGCAGGCCCAAUAUCACCACCGGCUACUCCCAUUCCCCACUCCAUGCCUCCGUCUCCAUCCAGGAUUCCAUAUGGUGGAGGGCGUCCAACUUCAGGGCAGAACAACCCAACAAUGCAAAGGGAGAGGGUUCCAAGUUUGCCGGUGUCUAGAUCCAUAUCCCCAAGUCCAAGUGCCAUCUUGGAAAGAAGGGAUGUAAAACCAGAUGAAGAUUUGGGCAACAAAAAUUUACAGCUAAUACGAAAUGACAGCAUGUAUGCAGACCCUUACUUAUAUCAAGAGGGACGGAUGAGCAUAGCAUCAUCUCAUGGUGGGCACCCAUCUGACAUCCCAGAUCAUGUUAUUGCAUAUCACAGGGGGGCAAUGAGAUCUGCAAGCACUUACUCAAACUCUUCUAUGCAGAUGGAGAUGAUGGAACAAGCGGUGUACAGACAAAAGUCUCGCAAACAUUCAGAAAGUCAUUUGCCAACCUUUGGAUCUAAAACUCCUCCAGCCUCUCCUCACAGAGUGACAGAUAUUAGGAUGAUGGAAAUUCAUCCGCACAAUGCCCAUGUUGUUCCCCAUGCCAUACAGUCAGAUAGAUCAUCUCCGCUCCGUCAGUCCUUUAAAAAGGAUCAAGGGACCGGCGUGUUUGUAGAAGCUAAAAUGCGCAAUACCGGUGGAAUAAUGGGAAUAGCUGAUGUAAUUCCAUCACCAACGGACAAAACAUUUGCUGGAUAUGGAAGUGGAGCACCACCUAAAGACCCCUAUACAAGGGAGAGGAUGCACGCCAUGGAGAAACAGAUCGCAAGUUUAACUGGUCUCGUGCAAACUGCACUUUUAAAGGGACCCAGCUCUAAAGAUGCUCAUAGUGAAAAAGUCUUAAAAUCUGCAAACUGCAACAGUGAAAGCACAGACAGUACAGGAACUCACAUAAAGAAUUCAUUAGCCAUUAUUGAAUCUAACAGCCAAUCUGCCCCCUCUGGGUCCACCGAUAUGCAGGUUAGCCUGCAUGACAUGAGGCGCAAUGUGGCAGAACUUCGCCUGCAGCUGCAUAGGAUGCGACAAUUCCAGCUGCAGAACCAGGAGAUGAUGAGAGCAAUGAUGAAAAAGGCAGAGAUUGAAAUCAGCAGCAAAGUGACAGACAUUGUCAAGAGUUUGGAAGACCCCGUGCAGAGGCAGCGUGUCCUUGUAGAGCAGGAGCGUCAAAAAUACCUUCACGACGAGGAGCAAAUUAUCACCAAGUUAUGUGAUCUUGAGGGCUUUGUUGAAGAUAUUAAAAAGGACCUAACGUCAUCUCACAAAUCAAUUACGCUGAAGGAUGUGGAAGACCGAGCUUUCAUGCUGCGGCAGAUUGGAGAAGCCGUUUCCAAACUGAAAGGAGAGUUCCCUUACCUCCAGAAUAAGAUGCGGGCAGUUCUACGUGUCGAAGUGGAGGCGGUGAGAUUUUUGAAAGAAGAGCCUCACAAGCUGGACAGCAUGUUAAAGAGGAUCCGAAGCAUGACAGAUGCCCUCUCCACGUUAAGAAGACAUGUUACUGAUGGACCUUCAAAAUCCGUUGACUUCAAUCAAAGCAACCAGUUUAUCAUCAAAGAACAAGUUACUGAGACAGAAGUCCUCCAAAAGCAGGAGGAGAAACCUCAUGUGUACCUCCAGUCAACACAAUCAGAAACAGGUGGUACAAUUGAUUCACAGACAACAUCUGUUAAAUCUGAGGUAGUACCUCUCUCUGCUGGUAUGAAGGUUCACCAAGUACAAAGUUCACCAGUUCUUAUUCAACAAUCUCAGCAAUCUUCAGCUCUUGUUAACAACCCUCUUAACUCCAACAACCAGUCCGUGUCCGAUUUAAUGAUCAACAACCAAGCCAUUACAACGCAAGAAGCAUCUGGAGGAUCGCAGCAAGUUCCACCAGCCGGUCAGCAUAAUGGAUCAUCUGUGCAAAGCCUGUUUAUUGAAGAAAUUCAACACACAAGCUACAGGAAUCGAGCUGUAUCUAUAGAGGAAGCAGAAAGAAAAUACGAAGAGAAAAGACAGAAUCUGGAUCAUUACAAUGGUAAAGAAUUUGAAAAGAUGCUUGAAGAAGCACAAGCCAAUAUCAUGAAGUCUAUUCCCAGCCUUGAAGUGCCAUCCCAAUCUCUAAAAGUCGAGGUUAUUAAUAAAUUAGAGGUCACAGAAGGUGUACAUGACCUCGAUCAGGAUUAUGAUAAGGUGACAAAAUCUCCACCUCCACCUCCUCCUCGCCGCAUGUACCCACCUGGGUCUACUGUGGGUAGCUCAUGGGCAGCAGAAUCCCCUUACCUUGUGAGGAAGGAAAACAGUAAGGAUUCUGAAGAAAGCCUUCCAUCAACACCAUUAAAAACAGCCAAGGUUGAUACAGAAGAUAAAGGUCUAAGUACUACGCUUGCCACAGUCAAAGACGAUGAUGAGGAAGAAGGAGAGAGAAUCAUGGCAGAACUUCAGGCUUUCCAGAAGUGCUCCUUUGUGGACAUAAACACAAAAGGUCAAAUUGAUCACUCCAAAUCUGAGACUGAAGUUAAAGAUUUCAGGCCAACAGCCUUAGGCCAUCCUAGGGAAAAGAAGGUUUCAGGCACUUUAAUCCCAGAAAGCCCAAAAUCUGUUGAAAUCCCAGAGGAAAAGUGGAAAAUACAAACAUUACAAAGCACGGCACCUGAUUCUGCAAAGGAUAGGCAGGGGCAUAACGUUUUAGUGAAUGAAAAGUAUACCUACAGUGUUUUUGUAGACAGGGCAGAACAUCAGGACAGCAGUUCUAAAGGCAGUGCACCACAGCAUGGUGAGAGUUAUGGUGAAGAAAGGGUGAUCAUUCUAGAUAAUGAAGAGAAAAACAAAAAUGUCUCCAGUCAAGUAACAGAAAUAGAGAGUGGAAUUACUGAAAAUAAAACUGGUGAUUUAAUUUCCACCUUCACCACUGUAUUGAAUUUGGAGAAGAAGAGUGAUGUUUUAAGAGUCAAAGAACCUUUGACAGCUGCGUCUGUGUUACGGGAACAAGAGAUGUCUUAUAUGGAUGUAGGUCAGACAGUAGUGAUGAGACAAAAGAAUUCCAGAAGAACUUUUAGCCAGCAAUCUGAAGAUGCAGAUUCUCCGACCGUAUCUCCAACUGAAUCGAAGUCUCCAGCAGACAAUAUUGCUUUUAUGAUAACCAACACCGAAGUGCAGCUUCUGUCAACUGGUGAAGUUCAGGAUAUUGUGAGCAGGCAGGGUAGCGAUGUGCAGACUGUUAACUUGGAUAGGGAAAAUGCGGAGAAAAUAGUUUCUGGGAACACAGAACUUCAAGGACCAGAAGGUUCUGUCCUCUCCACAGAUAAGAAACCAGUUAUUAUCAUAUUUGAUGAACCCAUGGAUAUCAGAUCAGCAUAUAAGAGACUUUCAACAAUAUUUGAGGAAUGUGAUGAUGAACUAGAAAAAAUGAUGUCCAAAGGAAAGAUAGAUGAAGAGGAAGAGGAAGAGGAAGAGAAAGAGGAACCAGAACCAGGUGCAUCUACUGCUCACGAAAACCGUCUUGAAUUAACUAAGAAAGAGGACAAUCCUGUUCAUUCUCUAUCUAUAGAAAACAAAUGUAGAUUCCGUUAUCCAUCUUUAGCACAAAUGAAGAAGGAAAGGUUGGAAGAUGGGAAUAUUUCUCAGGAACAUUUGACAGAUGAAGAUAAGUCUGAUGCUUCAGAUUAUGCGCUCAGCCAGAGGCAGGAUGCCAAGAAAAAAUUCAAGUUCAAGUUCCCUAAAAAGCAGUUAGCUGCUUUGACACAGGCAAUACGCACAGGGACAAAAACUGGUAAGAAAACCUUACAGGUAGUAGUGUAUGAGGAGGAAGAAGAAGCUGAUGGCACUGUAAAACAACAUAAGGAAGCAAAAAGGUUUGAAAUUGCACGAUCCAAGAGUAGAGAAGAAAACAUCAAAACUAGUUAUGAUAAACAUUCGGAACAAGAGGCCCUGUACUUGGAUGCACCAGAGCAGGGAUCCAGAACAGACGAGAUAAGGAAAAAUACAUAUAAGACCUUAGAUAGCCUUGAACAGACCAUCAAGCAACUAGAAACUACCAUGAGUGAGAUGGCACCAAAACCAGGAUCUGAUUUUGUUGAACUAAGAGAGGAAAAAUCUUCACAUUUAACACAAACUCCUGACAAGGAACCUAUAAUAGUGGAUGAAACCAAACAUACUAUAGAGACUUCCUCAUCAAUACCUUCAGCAGCACGUAAGGGUUCCAAUGGAGCGUCGCAAACCAGCCGAAUGCCAAUACCAAUGUCUUCUAAAAUUAGACAAGGAAGCACAGAAAAACCUAACAAACAGCCAAAACUACAGGAGCCACAACGUCAAUACAGACAGGCUAACGGAGGUACUAAGAAAGCUGGUGGGGAUUGUAAGGCUGCUUCCCCUACUUUAUCUGCUUCUAAGAUCCCAGCUCUUUCUUCUAACACUGGGAAAAGCAGCUCUAUGUCUGCUCAGUGUAAUGAUACCUCUAAUACCUCUAAUCCGUCUGUGAAGUCAAAUGUUUCAUUAACAAAUUCUAACACUCAAACCAGUCGCAGCAUUAAUGCUUCCUCCCUUAUACGUCCUGUUCAUAAUGGCUCUUCGAAACUUCAAAAUACAGCAUUUGCAGGUAAAGGUCACCAUCUUUCAUUCUCACCGCAGACCCCAAAUGGCCGACCAUCUCCUCCCACUGCUUCUUCUACUUCCACUGCUUCCUCUCCCCCUACUUCUGUCUCUCCCACUUCACCGACUCAAAAUAUGAAGACCAUCCGCACUAUCCACACACCUAGCUUCACCAGCUACAAGGCACAGAACGGGAAUGCAGGAAAAGCACCCACAUCCAAGGAGACUUCGUAACUUGUACAAGCUCAUCAACGUGUUUAUUAAAUGUUCCACUGUGUGUCAUCGGUGCAGUGACACUUACUACAAUAUCGCCAGAACCUUUCUGAUCCAUGUAUAUAAUGAACAAACCCAGAAAUCCAAGUCAGAA
Molecule: messenger RNA, 6209 nt
Organism: Pelobates fuscus (common spadefoot toad)
Lineage: Eukaryota; Metazoa; Chordata; Amphibia; Anura; Pelobatidae
Product: KIAA1217 ortholog
Exons: 21
Coding region: 500-6076 (1858 amino acids)
Cellular component (GO): cytoplasm
Source: RefSeq, a predicted model, not a curated record